This is a messenger RNA of Alnus glutinosa, 1802 nucleotides long. RefSeq lists its product as uncharacterized. Bases 48 to 1409 code for a protein of 453 amino acids. Gene Ontology annotation, biological process: DNA replication checkpoint signaling; DNA repair; cellular response to ionizing radiation. The record is from RefSeq and is a predicted model, not a curated record. Gene Ontology annotation, cellular component: checkpoint clamp complex. NCBI's taxonomy places the organism in Eukaryota, Viridiplantae, Streptophyta, Magnoliopsida, Fagales, Betulaceae. The transcript has 11 exons.
UUCGCUUCACAGUUCACACACACUGACACACACAGACAGAGGCGAAAAUGGAGUUGAGUCUGGGCGGGAACGCGCUCAAGACCUUCGCUAGGUGCAUCACAUGCCUCGCACGUGUCGGUAACGAGCUCGUCAUUCAAGCUUCUCCUUCUCAGCUUGCUUUUCACACUCUCAAUUCGUCGCGGUCUACCUAUCAGUCUACUACAUUUAAGCCCGGUUUCUUUGACAACUAUACAGUUUCUGGUAACCAAGUUAAAUGCAGUGUGCUUUUGAAGGCCGUUUGUUCUGUUCUUAGGACACCCAUUGCAAGUAUUGAUAAUUUGAGCAUAAAGUUACCUGAUCCAGACGCAUCAAAAGUGCAGUGGAUGCUGGAAUGCUAUAGUGGCAUGAGAAAAACCUAUUGGAUUACUUGCAAUGUUGAACCCGACAUACAACAUUUAUCCCUUGAUAGGAGAAAAUUCCCGAGCAGCUUUGUAGUGAGGCCUCGUGAUUUCAAUAGAUUGCUUGCUAAUUUUCAAUCAUCUCUUCAAGAGAUUACUAUCAUUGCAACAGAGCGGACAUCCGUACCUUCUGACACUGCAAGUGAGAUUGAAGGAAAAGCAGUUGAACUUAGAAGUUAUAUAGAUCCAACCAAAGAGAAUGACUCCUCGCUGCAUACUCAACUGUGGAUAGAUCCUACAGAAGAGUUUUUGCAGUAUACUCUCAUUGGAGACCCUGUAGAUGUGACAUUUGGUGUAAAAGAACUGAAGGCCUUUCUUACUUUUUGCGAAGGCUGUGAAGUUGACAUUCACUUGUACUUUGAAAAAGCUGGCGAGCCUAUUCUCAUGGCACCAAAAUUCGGCUUAGAUGAUGGGUCCAGCUCAAACUUUGAUGCUACACUUGUACUUGCAACCAUGCUUAUAUCGCAGCUCCAUGAAGGAAAUCCCUUGGAGCCUCCUCAGGUAGCUACAUGCACAAGACAUCUCCAGAAUGAGCAUGGAACAGGGUCUGAAGCUCAACGUGAAGGGUGUAGACCAAAUAUUUCUGAGUUUCCAUCUGAUCACACUAGAAUUUGGUCUGAAAUUUCAGGAAGCGCAGCAAAAAAUGGCAGUGGAAGUGGUACUGAAGAAAGGCAGGUUCAAGGGGAAAGAAAUUUGAACACCAGUGAACAGAGGGAAAUUCAGAGGAUUAGCACAAUGCAAAUCUCACAAGCUGCAUCCGCUAGAGGAAAUGAGUGCGCAGAUCCCAAUAUCUGCCAUCCUGCAGAAAAGGAUCAUGCAGAACAAUCCAGAGAUAGGCCAGAUACUAAUGCUCAUGGAUUUUCACAACGUCAUCCUAGUAACUGGGUAGAUGCAGAUGAGGAUGAUGAUGAUAAUGGGGAUGAUAACGAACUGUGCAUUCAGUCAACACCACCAUACUAUGAGGAACAGUAGCCACGAUAAUUAUUUAUCUUAAAGGCAGGCUGCUUGUUUUAUGUCUGUUGGUUGCAGCACUCUAAAUUGUCAGUCCUGGUGAAAUAAAAUCUGGAAAUUUUCUGAGUACUGGAUAUACUCUGCCAAAUUGCAACCUUCUUGAGUUAGGUCAUGAGACUGGUUGGUGGCUCAAUAACUCUCGGGAGGUGAUCCGUCACAAUCAUGCUGCAGUUAUAAGGCCUUGUUGUUGUUUGUUAUAAUUGUAAACCGAAUCUUAAGUGUUGAUACCUACUGCAUGUUUUCUUGUCAUUUGAUUUAAUUUUCCCAUCGAUGGACAGGGCACCUAUGUUCAAUGUAAUAGGUGGCUUUUCAGUUGCUAUUGAUCAAAGAUAUAGGAUGGUGAUGAUUUUAACA